AUGUCUUGUAAGUUUGAUAUAAACAGUUUAUGCCGUUGCUGUCAUGCUCAAGGGAAUUUUAAGAGCCUUAAUGUAUGGACAGCUGAAAAUAUUCAAGAUGACUAUUGUGUGUUGCUGAAAGAUACAUUUGAUAUUAUUAUCUCGCCUGUACCCCAAGACAUUGGUGUAUCAUAUAAUAUAUGUGGUAUAUGUGAGCCCAGACUUAGAGAUGCUGCAUUGUUUAAAAAACAAGUGUUGUCUUGUGAAGACAAGUUGAAACAGUAUCUUUACAACAACUGUCAGCUUAAAGAUGAAGCAGUUUUGGAGAAAGAAGUUAAAAAGGAAUUAGGGCAAGAUGGUUGUAAAAUAGAAACGCUAACUCAUUCGGAUGAAAAGUUGGACACACAAUGUAGUGACAUCAAACUUCAACACUUCGACAAGUUCCUGCAAGCUGAAGACGAUGACCAACCACUGUCUACAUUGUGUAACCCUAAGGCCGUGGAGUAUGAACCGCCGGAGCUACAUGAUGACCCUGGUGUGGAAGAUGUGGAUUGGAGAACGAGAGAUUUAAGUGAUGAGGAGGAGCUUAGAGAAAAAAAGACAAAAUCAAAAAAAUAUUCCUGUGAAAUUUGUCAAAAGAAAUUCUCUUACAAUGGUUCUUUGGAAGUUCAUAUGAAAGUCCACAGCGGAGAAAAAUCUUUCACAUGUCAUUUAUGCAACACUUCUCACACAGACAAUAAAGAAUUGACCAAACAUAUAACUAUAACGCAUAUAGUCGACAACCGAUACCCCUGCGAGGCCGAGUGUCCUAUGAUACGGGAUACGGAUAGUGCCGUAUAG
Molecule: messenger RNA, 819 nt
Organism: Arctia plantaginis
Lineage: Eukaryota; Metazoa; Arthropoda; Insecta; Lepidoptera; Erebidae
Source: the annotation of a GenBank genome assembly